GAACCUUUGCCCGUUUCAGUGCGCUUUGAUAAUUCUUCUGGUUACUAAAACCAUAUGGCGAAGUCAACGAUGAAACGAAAAAGAGAAACAGAUCCCAACACCCGGGAUGGGUCAUCCGAUUCCAAGGCCGCCAAACGACUCCAGGAGCAAGACCGCAUCGAUCAAUUAGCCCAAGGGAUUAUUGAGUCUCGAGAAAACUAUAAUGAUCUCAUUGAACUGUUAGCAGCGGCUGAACGAAGCGAACAAGGCAAAGGAGGCCUUCAACGUCAUGCAGUCGCAAGUCUAUUCGGAGUCUUCUCGCAUCUGAUCGAGUCAGGAAACUUCAAAAAGAGCAAAGGAACGCCACAGAAGGAGGUUGUUAUUGUGGAAUGGCUCCGAGAGAGACUUGUAGAGUUCACGGAGGCCCUUCUCCAGCAGUUGCCUGGCAAUGAAAACUCUUAUCUUCCUGUCCUUAUUGGCCUGGCUCGUGUCGAGACGCAGCACGCUUCGCCAGAGGCAUUAUGGCAGGAUGGAAUUUUCGCUCGAACAGUACGAAAGUUGUCAUUAUCGGGAGAGGAUUUUGCGAAUGCUCGGACCGUGUUUGUCGGAGACUACAUCAAAGGCUACCGGGACAGCCCAUUCCAUCUCUUCAAAGUGGCAAGAAAGCUGUUAAAGCAGCGACGCGGGGAUACCGAAGCAGAUCUUCUACGAUCCAAUCUGCUCCAUACCCUGAUCGAUACCGAGCCUGUUCCGCAAAUUUUGGAAUCGGAGAACUUCCUAUUUGCGCAGGACGGAAAGCGAGCGCGUUUGGCCGGUUCUGAGCAGGAGCUGAAACGGGAGGGUCAAGAGCUGUGGCUCGAUUUGUUCAAGACGGGACUAUCGAAGCCUCAGCAGAAACUGGUGCUCUCAAAAACAGCAGAACUCGUGGCGCCAUGUUUCUCGAAGCCAGAACUCCUUCUCGACUUCCUUACUGAUUCCUACAAUACUGGAGGCUCGGUAUCCCUUCUUGCUCUGUCGGGGGUCUACUACCUAAUCCAAGAGCGAAACCUCGAGUACCCUUCCUUCUUCCAGAAACUCUACAGUCUCCUCGACGAUGACCUUCUCCACUCGAAACAUCGAUCCAGGUUCUUCCGCCUUCUCGAGACAUUUCUGUCAUCCACUCACUUACCGUCCGCUCUCCUUGCCAGCUUUAUGAAGAAACUGUCGCGGUUGGCUCUCCAUGGCCCCCCCGGAGGUGUCGUGAUCGUGAUCCCGCUGGUGUAUAACUUGCUGAGAAAGAAUCCGUCGACUACCUUCAUGAUCCAUCGAGAGACCAGGGAUCCGGAAGCACGAGAAGAGAUCGAAAACGAAGGGAUGGAUGAUCCGUUCGACGAUGCGGAGACAGACCCAUUAGAUACACGUGCCAUAGACAGCUGUCUCUGGGAGCUGGACGCCCUGACGACGCAUUAUCACCCAAACGUAGCAACGGUCGCCAAAAUCAUCGCCCAAGAGUUCCGCAAGGAAGCGUAUAGCCUUGAGGACUUCUUGGACUAUUCAUAUGCAUCGAUUAUUGAAAGCGAACUAUCCAAAGAGAUGAAGAAUGUCCCGGUAGUCGAGUAUGAGAUACCCAAGAGGAUUUUCACUGGCGAAGGCGUGGGCGAGUUGAAUAAUCUGGGACAGUUGAUGAAUAGCAUUCUAGCACAAUAGCCAGCACUAGCACAAUAGGUAGCAAGCACAACAAUAAGCCAACUAUAGUUUCACAAUUGUAUUAUUAUUCAUCUGG
This is a messenger RNA of Eremomyces bilateralis CBS 781.70, 1741 nucleotides long. Its product is annotated as CBF-domain-containing protein. The transcript has 3 exons. The coding region runs from base 55 to 1665 and encodes 536 amino acids. Lineage: Eukaryota; Fungi; Ascomycota; Dothideomycetes; Eremomycetales; Eremomycetaceae. Gene Ontology annotation, cellular component: Noc4p-Nop14p complex; small-subunit processome; nucleolus. The record is from RefSeq and is a predicted model, not a curated record. Gene Ontology annotation, biological process: ribosome biogenesis.